ACUGCUUGCUGAGAGAAGCCUCAUCAACCCUUGAAAGUCAACCAAAACCAAAAAACCCAAGCCCAGUCCAGCUCUCACCUGCCCACCUCCCACCUCACCAGAGACGUUCAGUCAUUCCUCCUGAUUUCUAGGUCCCAUCACAUCCACUCACUCCCCUCCCCCUCGUCUUGUCUCGUCUCCGACUUUGUCUCCUUCAACUGACGGAUCUUCUCGACCGUUUCUUCUACUCAUCUCAAUUCCUUCCCCAUCUUCCUCUUCAUACAUCUCCCCCCAUACCUAAUUCCUUUGAGCCAACUUCUCCCCAGAGAGCUCAGAGCGUUUCCUCUCCCCAGCAGCUGACACCUUAUUUGGUUCCUCCAGCGCUCUAAACCUUCAAUUCUCCCGCCUCUACUCACACCGUUCAAGUUCGAUAUUCAUAAUGGCUCCCGCUUCCUCCAGCGGCCUGUCGGCCAACGACAACAUUCAGCGUUUCCCGGCUCCAAGCCGACCUCUGAGCCCUCUUCCCGAGCACGCUCUCUUCACCGACAAGACGCGAUGCUUCGUCUACGGUCUUCAGCCCCGAGCCGUCCAGGGCAUGCUCGAUUUCGACUUCAUCUGCAAGCGCUCUAAGCCCUCGGUCGCCGGUAUCAUCUACACUUUCGGUGGUCAAUUCGUCAGCAAGAUGUAUUGGGGAACCAGCGAGACUCUGCUGCCCGUCUACCAGCAGGUUGACAAGGCAAUGAGCAAGCACCCCGAUGUCGACGUUGUCGUCAACUUUGCUUCUUCCAGAAGUGUCUACAGCUCCACCAUGGAGCUUAUGGAGAACCCUCAGGUCAAGACCAUUGCUAUUAUUGCUGAGGGUGUCCCUGAGCGACGAGCUCGUGAGAUCGCCCACGUCGCGAAGAAGAAGGGCGUUACCAUUAUCGGACCUGCUACGGUUGGUGGUAUCAAGCCCGGCAGCUUCAAGAUUGGUAACACUGGUGGUAUGAUGGACAACAUUGUUGCCUCCAAGCUUUACCGCAAGGGUUCCGUUGGCUACGUUUCCAAGUCUGGCGGUAUGUCCAACGAGCUCAACAACAUUAUCUCCCAGAACACCGACGGUGUGUAUGAGGGUAUCGCCAUCGGUGGUGAUAGAUACCCCGGUACCACUUUCAUUGACCAUCUCCUGCGAUACCAGGCCGACCCUGAGUGCAAGAUCCUUGUCUUGCUCGGUGAGGUCGGUGGUGUUGAGGAGUACAAGGUCAUUGACGCUGUCAAGCAGGGUAUCAUCACCAAGCCCAUCGUCGCCUGGGCCAUUGGCACUUGCGCCAGCAUGUUCAAGACCGAGGUUCAGUUCGGUCACGCUGGUUCUUUCGCCAACUCUCAGCUUGAGACUGCUAAGAUGAAGAACGAGAAGAUGAAGGAGGCCGGCUUCUAUGUCCCGGCUACCUUUGAGGAUCUUCCCGCCACUCUCAAGGAAGUGUAUGACAAGCUCGUCUCACAAGGCACCAUCGUUCCCCAGCCCGAGCCCGUUGUUCCCAAGAUUCCUCUCGACUACUCUUGGGCGCAGGAGCUCGGUCUCAUCCGAAAGCCUGCUGCCUUCAUCUCCACCAUCUCUGAUGACCGUGGCCAGGAGCUUCUCUACGCUGGUAUGCCCAUCUCGGACGUUUUCAAGGAGGAUAUCGGCAUUGGCGGUGUCAUGUCUCUUCUGUGGUUCCGCCGCCGUCUGCCUUCAUACGCUUCCAAGUUCCUCGAGAUGGUUCUCAUGCUCACUGCCGAUCACGGUCCCGCCGUCUCUGGUGCCAUGAACACCAUUAUCACUACCCGUGCUGGUAAGGACUUGAUCAGCGCCCUCGUUUCUGGUCUCUUGACCAUUGGCUCCCGAUUUGGUGGUGCUCUCGACGGUGCCGCUGAGGAGUUCACCCGUGCCUUCGACAAGGGUCUUAGCCCCCGUGACUUCGUCGACAGCAUGCGCAAGGCCAACAAGCUCAUUCCCGGUAUUGGACACCGUAUCAAGUCCCGAAACAACCCCGAUCUCCGAGUCGAGCUCGUUAAGGAAUACGUUCUCAACAACUUCCCUAGCCACAAGCUCCUUGACUACGCUCUUGCUGUCGAGACUGUCACCACCUCCAAGAAGGAUAACCUGAUUCUCAACGUUGAUGGCUGCAUUGCUGUCUGCUUCGUCGAUCUUGUCCGCAACUGCGGUGCCUUCUCCGCCGAGGAGGCUGAGGAUUACCUCAAGAUGGGUGUUCUCAACGGUCUCUUUGUUCUUGGCCGAAGCAUUGGUCUUAUUGCCCAUUUCCUCGACCAGAAGCGUCUGCGUACUGGUCUUUACCGUCAUCCUUGGGAUGACAUCACCUACCUCCUCCCCAACCUUCGGGAGGCUGGAGCCCCUGGUGCUGAGGGCCGGGUGGAAGUCUCUCUGUAAGAGAUGGAGAAUGAUAAUUCAAAUGGGAAAGGAAGGAAUAAGGCGUCGAGCAUUUGAUGAUUUUGUGCCGGCCUGGACGCGUCGUGGAAAAAAAAAAACGACGGUCUGUAUGAGGAUUACAAUACAAUGUAACUAGUGCUGGAGGCCGCAAGAUGGACCUCCAUAUUACUCGCUUGAUUCUAUAGACAUGAAUGUUGAUGUUUGCUAUGAGAUCUUUUCGCGUCACAUGCCUAA
Molecule: messenger RNA, 2620 nt
Organism: Fusarium oxysporum Fo47
Lineage: Eukaryota; Fungi; Ascomycota; Sordariomycetes; Hypocreales; Nectriaceae
Product: citrate synthase-like protein
Exons: 2
Coding region: 419-2386 (655 amino acids)
Biological process (GO): fatty acid biosynthetic process; acetyl-CoA biosynthetic process; tricarboxylic acid cycle
Cellular component (GO): cytosol
Molecular function (GO): ATP citrate synthase activity
Source: RefSeq, a predicted model, not a curated record